Messenger RNA from Notodromas monacha, 3178 nucleotides. The record is from the annotation of a GenBank genome assembly. Lineage: Eukaryota; Metazoa; Arthropoda; Ostracoda; Podocopida; Cyprididae.
AUGAAUAAUGUGUCCGUCGCUGUGCAGGUUGGCGAGGAUGUCGAUAUAAUCCCGAAUUAUAUUUACCACUGCAACGCCCAAAAUCCGUCUGGAGAAGGAGCAUUCCAUGCCAUGAGCAUGCAGUUCGGCUGGGCCAAAGACCCCAUGUUGGCUCGAAUGGACCUUUUGGAUCCUUCUGUUCCUAUAACGCUUAUUUACGGAGCCGGAUCCUGGAUUAGUUCGGAGCCCGGAGCACGUAUUAAGGAAAAACGCGGCGAAUCCGUGAGGCUUGAAAAAAUUGCUUCAGCCGGUCACCACGUCUACGCUGAUCGUGCGGAUCUUUUCAACGACUUGGUCAACGAAGUCUGUGAAAAUGUGGAUCUUCUGAAGGGAACCGCAGCUGAAAUAGAAUCGAAGAAAGAGGCGGUAUCAGCCACUCCGAAAAUGUUGUGCAAUGAAAGGCUGCUUGUGCCAAAGUUCAGGAAUAUUUACGUAGGAUUGCGGGCUCUGCAAAUUGAUGUUGCUACCAUUUUUGCAAAAAUGUGCUAUCUGCUCAACCUUGUGACAGAUUUACGAGAAACGAUGGUUUUACUGGCGGUGAAUGUGGGUGACAGUGUUACUUCAAUGGCGGGUAAAGUUGUUGAUGCGUUCAUGCGGCUUGGAAUGCCUGGUUUUUCGACCGCCGCUGGUCGUCCAUCGGUUGGAAAUCGGACCGAAGUGAAAGAGUGUUCUGCUGAAGGAGGUGAUACGAACGAAAAUGUCGAGCCGCGUGUUGAAGAUAAAGGCAUCCUUGCUUUGCCAUGGAACUGGUACAAUUCCUGGCGUUGGUGUCCCACGUCGGAAGCGCAUGUUGCCAUGGCGGAAACGCGAAUUAUGUCACGGGUCGAGUCGAAAUUCACGGGAAAGCAAGUUGACUUCUUCAGCCCUUAUGACAGCUCUCCGCAUCAUGUGUGGACGCUAUGUUUCGAAUCAGACAACAAAUCUAUUCCUCUCGUGCUUGUGCAUGGUUUUGGAAACGGAGCUGCGUUCUGGUGCAUGAAUUUCGACUCCAUUUCAAAAUCCCGGAAUGUGUACGCUGUUGACAUGCCGGGUUUCGCCAGAAGUUCUCGGCCCAAGUUUUGUACCGACGCUCAGAAGAUUGAAGAAUUUUACGUCCAUUCGCUUGAAGAAUGGAGACGGCAAAUGAAUUUGGAAAAAUUCAUUCUCUUGGGACACAGCAUGGGCGGAUUCGUAGUGUCGCGGUAUGCUACUACGUAUCCUGAAAGAGUGGCACACUUGAUCCUCGUUGAUCCUUGGGGAUUGAGCAAAAUUGGCGAAGGGAUUGAUUGGUCGAAACCGAUACCACUUUGGAUCCGGAGCACGUACUUGACGAGAAUAAAUCCUUUGAGGAUCGUACGUGCAUUUGGACCUCUUGGACCGAUCGUCAGCAAGAUUGGUGCUUACUACGCCUGGAACCGAUAUUCUUGGUUUUUGAAAGACGAAGCAAGUGCAAUGGCUGAUUACUUAUUCCACGGUAACGUUCUUGCGCGAUCCGGUGAAGACGCCUUCCAAGCUCUCACUCACGACCUGUUCUGGGCAAAAAAUCCAGCUCUGGAUGAGUUAAUCAAAGUGGAUCCCGCUUUAGGAAUAUCGUUUGUAUACGGUGCCCAGUCUUGGUUGGAUUCUACUCCGGCCGAGAUGACCCGGGCGAAGCGACCAGGUGGCUUCGUCGGACUUGACGUGGUUGAAAAUUCCGGCCAUGAUAUAUUUGCCGACGCUCCGCAGGAAUUCAAUCGGAUUGUGAACAAGAUUUGUGAGAAUGUGGAGGUGGAAAACCGUUGAGAGCUACCUGAUGAGUUUGCGAAGCAUGAGAAAUUGAUGGUUACAAGUGCAAAUAUUCCGGGUGAAUGGGUGUUCGGUGGGGGUGCAAGUAUUCGUUACGCGAAAAGCUACUUCGAUGACGCGGACAAGUGUAAUCAUACAAUACACAUGUUCACUGAAUGAGACGUGGACUCUUGGAAUGCAGAUUGUACGUUCUGAUGGAUUGUACAAGUAUGUUUGACUGGAUGUGUCCAUCGACGCAUCUACAAUGGCAUAUUCCUUAACGCAUUUUCGCUCGCAAUCAUGCGUCGAAGACCAAAGUUUUGAGUGAAACAACCUGGUGCAAAAAUUUGACAUCGUCUAGUGGCGUACUUUUUGAUUUAUUUGAUCCAAAGAUACUGGACUGAAUAAGAAGACAUGCCCAUCAAGAAAUAUUUAUGAAAGGGAAUAGCGAUGUGCGGAAGAUACUAUUGCAAGAAAGGGCUUUUUCUUGUGAAUGUCUGCGUUUGUGCGUGUUUAUUGAACGCAUUUCGCGGUCCCGUUGAAUUAACACGUCGGUAAUGCUGCGAUUGCAUAUUCAUUUGUGUUACCGUGAUGAAACGUGCUGUGGAUUCAAGUUUUGUUUCCGAACAUUUCGUUCGAAUUAACUCGACCUAAGAAAAGUUCUGCAAUGUCUGCUCUCAAAUUUUUUCCGUAUUGGAUUAAUCAUGUGAGAAUGGUGAUACGAAGGAAAGUUUUUGGUUAUCCAUUUCAAUGCUUCCUUACUCUUGUGUGUAUACCGAGGGUUGAAUCAUGAGGAAGCAUGCGUACGAUUUGACUUAGCUUAUGAAAAAGUCAUGACAUUUUUCAAAGAUCCUAUCAAAGGUUUUGUCUCCUCUGAUGGAAAGCGUGAUAAUUAGCGAGCAUUUGAACUGUUUCAAGUCCCUAGAAGCUAGAACAAUCCGAAGAAAUUUAGGAUCAUGCCAGUCUUUUCCUCCAAAUCUCUGUGCACAUUCAAAAAAAAAAAUGAAUGAUCUCAAAGUAUUUUUUGCUGAAGAAAUCAAGGGAUGGAGGGCUCAAUAUCUGGAUUUUGUAAAUAUUAAUAUGCGCAGAAUGUGAGUAAUGAGAUUCAAUCUAAUAAUUGAAUAAAUACAAAUCAUAUGCGGUGUUCAUUCCGAGUACUGUACUGUACUGUAUCCCGUAGCUGCAAAACAAUUUUUUUUAUGUGGAGACAGAUCUUGUCAUGAAGAAAGGUUCAUAUUGGAUGCUCAUUUUGGAAUCAUGCCGGAAUGCAGAAUUUCGUUGAUUACGUUCGUACAGUGUUUGUUUUGUUGAAUGCGUUAGUCCGUUCGGGUGAUUCGUUUGUUUAUUACGGGACGUGAUCGGAAUUCUUGCUUAAUGUACUCGUAUUUGAGAAGAA